Messenger RNA from Hyla sarda, 529 nucleotides. It is a transcript of the gene SYCN, whose product is annotated as syncollin. Gene Ontology annotation, biological process: exocytosis. The record is from RefSeq and is a predicted model, not a curated record. Lineage: Eukaryota; Metazoa; Chordata; Amphibia; Anura; Hylidae. Gene Ontology annotation, cellular component: secretory granule membrane. The transcript has a single exon. Bases 1 to 396 code for a protein of 131 amino acids.
AUGAGAACCCUGAGUGUUUGCAUCUUGCCACUGUUGGCUUCCCUGGCCAUGGGGCUUUGCCCCCAACCUGCCGAGCUUAAAGACCGUGACGGUAACAGGGUGUGCGCCCGACUGUAUUCGGAUGACAGCCCAUAUUACGAUGAGUGCUGUGCUGGAGAUUCCUUGGAAGUCAUGCCAGGAGAAGAUGUGCCUUAUAUACUACUAAAGUGGAACAACCGCAUCUCCUCAUUGGUGGUGGGCACCCGAUGUGAACUCACUGUAUGGUCCAAAAGACCGAAGGAUGGAUACACUAAGAAGUUUAACAGUGGGGUUCAGCCACGACUGUCGGAGGUCAAGAAAGGUCUCUUGGGAGACUGGGAUAAUUCCAUCUCUUCCUACUACUGCAAAUGUAACUAAGACGGAGAAAGAGAAGACUGACUAUCCUUGGGUCUCCUGAAAUAUUGAGAAGAUGGAAUGACUAAAGGCUCCUCUUCCCAAAUGAUCAUUUCUUAAGAGGCCAGACCUUCUUAUCCUGCCAUUAAAGUCUGCA